Molecule: messenger RNA, 1660 nt
Organism: Hylaeus volcanicus
Lineage: Eukaryota; Metazoa; Arthropoda; Insecta; Hymenoptera; Colletidae
Gene: Dus1
Product: tRNA-dihydrouridine(16/17) synthase [NAD(P)(+)]-like
Exons: 9
Coding region: 195-1643 (482 amino acids)
Biological process (GO): tRNA processing
Molecular function (GO): flavin adenine dinucleotide binding; tRNA dihydrouridine synthase activity
Source: RefSeq, a predicted model, not a curated record
UAUUUAACAGUGACACGAAACGAUUCGCGAUUUACAUAAGUUACAAAAGGUCCUAGUUAACUAUAGCAAUCGUUAAACGUUAAAUGCGUUUCUAGUCAUCUAAUAAAAAGAAGCAUAUUAUGUUAAUCGUGCCGGAGCUCGCUAAAAUUAAAUAAAACCUCCAAAUUAACCUACAAAUUGGAUGCAAGUGUAAGAUGACAUCGGUUACAGAGGAAUCGUUCGCGACCGACCAGGUCGUCGGUCCCGGUUCUCGAGAGGCGAACGAUAAUAUCUGGGAAAACGUGUUGGGUUCUCCGCGAUACAUAGUCGCGCCGAUGGUCGACGCGAGCGAGUUAGCCUGGAGGCUGCUGAGUCGACGCCACGGAGCGCAACUUUGUUAUACGCCGAUGCUUCACUCGUCGGUUUUCUGCAGAGAUCCCAAGUAUCGGCGAGAAGCGUGCGCCAGCACCGCCGAAGACAGACCGCUGAUCAUUCAGUUUUGCGGCAACGAUCCGAACACUUUACUGGAAGCGUCACUUUUGGCCGAGCCGUACUGCGACGCGAUAGACAUAAAUAUAGGCUGCCCUCAAGCUAUCGCCAAACGCGGACGCUACGGUGCUUUUCUUCAAGACGACUGGGACUUGCUUCGACGAAUCGUUAGCACCUUGAGCAAGAAACUCCGUGUACCUGUCACUUGCAAAUUACGAGUAUUCGCGGAAAUCGAAAAGACCGUGCAGUAUGCUCGGAUGCUCGAGAGCGCUGGAGCACGACUGCUUACUGUGCAUGGACGAACCCGGGAACAGAAGGGUCGGUUAACCGGCGUGGCGUCUUGGGAGCACAUCGAAGCAGUUAGGCAAGCCGUCGCGAUUCCAGUAUUCGCCAACGGUAAUAUACAAUGUCUGCGAGACGUCGAGAGAUGCAUAGAGGAAACCGGUGCGUGCGGUGUAAUGUCGGCCGAAGGUAAUCUUUACAAUCCUUACAUAUUCGAGGGACGUCAUCCGCCAAGCUGGGAGCCAGCGCUCGAAUAUUUAGAUUUGGUGGAACGGUAUCCAGCUCCGGCCUCUUACAUUCGUGGCCAUCUCUUCAAACUGUUUCAACACAUACUUUGUUUAGCAGAGAAUAAAGAAGAGAGGGAAAAUCUGGCCAGAAACUCUACCAUGGAAUCGUUCAGAAGCGUCGUGUACUCUUUGAGAGAUCGAUAUCUACCGUAUCACGAAGGACGCCUGACGUGGCGAGAAGAAACAACCGACUAUAACUUGAAAUUACCACCGUGGUUGUGUCAACCGUACGUACGGAGUCCUCCCGAAGAGCACGUGCAACGAAUAGAAACGGAAAAGAUCGAAACGGGAAACGUGAAUGUGAAGAAAAAAUUCACGGACGAGGAUGGAAACGAGGUAUCGCGGAAACGUUUGAAGAAGCUUAGACGAAUCGCGCGUCGUCCCAAUAGGCCAGCCGUUAUCGUUAAAAGAGGAUCCGACUUGUGCUACAACUGUCCCAAUCCAGUGGGUCUCAAGUGUGUUCACAAACUGUGCCGACAGUGCUGUCGAAACAAGUGUUUCGUGGAAAAUCUAGAUUGCAUCGGACAUAGAAAUUUAACUAAAACAAGACGACAAAUGGCGAUCGAAUUCGCUGCGAAACGAAAAGCUAUCGACGAUACGAUAUGACUUUGUAAAUAAUUUUA